Molecule: messenger RNA, 1542 nt
Organism: Medioppia subpectinata
Lineage: Eukaryota; Metazoa; Arthropoda; Arachnida; Sarcoptiformes; Oppiidae
Source: the annotation of a GenBank genome assembly
AUGAAUAAGGCGUACCAGAGAUUCAUUGACCUGAAGAAGAAGAACCCGAACUUAACGACAAUGAUAUCAUUGGGCGGUUGGUAUGAGGGGUCAGAGAAGUACUCAGAUAUGGUUACCAAUCCUGAUAUCAGAAAGAGAUUUGUGAAGAGUGCGGUUGAAUUCUUGGAUAAACACAAUUUCGAUGGCCUGGACUUGGAUUGGGAACAUCCGGCCUCCAGAGGCGGCGCGAGUAGUGAUAAAGAGAAUUACGUCAAACUUUUGGAAGAAUUGAAGGAAGCGUUUGAACCGAAAGGAUAUCUCCUGACGGCCGCCGUAUCUCCAGGAAAGGGAACAAUUGAUGCGGCAUUCGUUGUGCCAAAACUGAAUGAACUGCUCGAUUGGGUAAAUGUAAUGACGUACGACUACCAUGGUGGGUUUGAUAACUAUUUGGGACACAACGCACCCGUAUAUCACAGACCCGAAGAGAAUGAAGAGUUGGAGAGACAAUUACCUCCAAUGGAUUACACGCACUUCACUGUCGACUAUACCGUUAAUUAUUACCUAAGUCUGGGUCUGUCUAAGGAUAAGAUGAUAAUGGGAGUGCCCUUCUAUGGCAGGGGUUGGACUCUUAUGGACGCUCAACACAAUCAUCUUCACGACGAGGCAAAGGGUAUGUCACCCGCGGGUUGGAUAGGGGGUGAGCCCGGAGUGUUGGGCUACGACGAGUUGUGCCAAAUGUUCAAUAAAAACGACAGCGGUUGGCACCACACGGGAGACCCCUAUUAUUUGGCUCCGUAUUCGUGGACUAAUGAGAUAUUUAUUGGACACGAAGACAAAAAAAGUCUUAAAUGCAAAAUCGCAUACUUGAAGAGCAAGAAAUUGAAGGGAGCGAUGGUUUGGGCGCUUGAAAACGACGACUUCAAGAACCGUUGCGGUGAAGGAGCGUAUCCUUUGCUUAACACUGUUUACGAUAUGCUUAACGGCAAAGACAGCGGAUCCAUGGAGUGUCCGUACGGAGACAUUUACCCGCCGACUCCGCCCCCAACAACCACUACCACCACAACCACCACUACUACUACCACAACACCCGCCCCAACCACACCAACUGAUCCGCCGACAACACCCACCACUCCGCCCACACCUCCCCCGACAACACCCACUACAGCGCCGACACCUCCGCCAACCACUCCCACAACACCAGCGCCGCCGACACCAACACCCGAACCAAUUGACGUGAUUUGUUCCCGCGAUGGGUAUAUGGAGUAUCCAAAUGAUGUCCAUAAAUACUAUCAGUGCGAGAAUAUAGGACCCCAUCAAUGGAGACUAACUCUGAAGCCGUGCCCACUCGGCCCGUCCGGUGAACAACUGGUUUGGCACCAGAAGCUCAGGAGAUGUGACUAUUAAAUGAAUGAAACAAUUUAAUCAUAUUGUUUUCAUUCGGUCUAUUAUUCUUACGAAUAGUUUUACUUAAUGUAUAAUUGAAUGCAAAUAUAAUUAUAAAACAUUGUAUAUAAACAUAAUUUUAAAAUAAAAUUUAACGAAAUUUAAAUGCAAAAUACAAUA